CGGGUCGACCAGCGCCGUCGGUUAUUGUUCCGCGAUGUACGAUGAGGCGCAGAAGUGGCUGUUGCUGCUCCGCUGGGCCGUCUUCAGGGCCCUGCUCAAAGCCGCGAAUGAUGGUGCAGAACUGCCGGAAGUCCUGAUGUGUCCCAGGUGCCGUGAGCAGUUCACGGACGUGCAAGAGUACCUCUCCCACAAAGCGGAAUGUGACAAGAAAGCCAUCAAGCAUGACGAUCCAGCGCACUCUGACCCUGAAGAUAUGGUGGUGUCAGAAGACGACGAGGAGGAAAUAAGAGAUGACGACACUGGCGGAAAAAGAUUGGAGCGGAUGCGGAGGCAUCGACAAGAUGCAGCCAACAACAACAGCGUGGACGAAAACGGAGAACCCGGCCAACCUCUGGGUUUCCCCUUCCCGGUUCCACCAGCAGCACCUGGUCACGUGACCUUGGAAGCCUUGCAGAACACCAAGGUGGCUGUGGCGCAGUUCGCUGCUACUGCAAUGGCGAACAACACCGACAACGAGGCCGCGUUACAGGAACUGGCAGUGUUGCAAUCGACGUUGUUCACCUUGCAACACCAGCAGGUGUUGCAGUUGCAGUUGAUCAAUCAGCUGCAGCAGCAGCUGCAGAUUGACAGGGUGAAGGAAGAGGAGGUGUCUCCUGACUCACCACAGCCUUCAGAGCAUGAGCCUGAAAAUGCUGUUGCCGAUUCGCCACCGGCACAACCACAGAUACCCUCACCCGAGGAGCCAGUGCCUCCAGUCGCCUCCACUCCCAUAGCCCAAGCAAUGACACAGCCUCCUCAAAUCAUGGAGGUACCUCCAGAAUCCUGUAUACCAACCUCCCUUCCACCUCAGAUCCAACCUCCACUUUGUUCCAUUUCCUCCUCGCUUGCCUCAACGAUUAUCACACAUUCAGACUCCGACCACCCAUCGGAAGAACCCAAUACUCUGGAGAUGCUGCAGAAAAGAGCCCAAGAGGUGCUAGAUAAUGCUAGUCAAGGCCUGUUGGCCACCAACCUGGCCGACGAGUUGGCUUUUAGGAAAAGCAAAGGUGCAAUGUCCCCAUACGACUCAAAAGGUCGCAACGAGCCCUUCUUCAAACACAGAUGCCGGUACUGCGGCAAAGUGUUCGGUUCGGACUCGGCCCUUCAAAUACAUAUCCGCUCCCAUACGGGAGAGCGUCCCUACAAGUGCAAUGUGUGUGGCAGCAGGUUCACCACCAAGGGGAACCUCAAGGUCCACUUCCAAAGGCACAGCCAAAAAUUCCCGCAUAUCAAGAUGAAUCCCAACCCGGUUCCAGAGCACUUAGACAAGUACCAUCCUCCGUUAUUGGCACAGUUGGGGCAGCAACCUUCCCUGUCACCUGGCGGGCCUCCUCACCCUCCGCAUUUAGGUUUCCCAGGCGGUCAUCCUUUCCAACCAACAUCGUUACCGUUAUUCAGACAUCAGCCUCCUCCCCCUCCAGAGCUAUUGAACAACAGGCUACAGCCGUCACCUCACAGGAUCCAAGAACCUCCUCCAAGGUUAUUUCCCCCUCAUCCUUUGUUCCUCAAAAGGGAAGAGCAAGAUGCUCCCGCUGAUUUGAGCAAACCUCAAAGAUCUCCGACCCCUGUAGAAGAAAAACCUCAACCGAUCGAACAGGAGCAGCGAAGAGAAUCUACUGAAGAACAGAGGGAGCAAAGACAGCCGGAUAGAGUUCCUCAAUUGACUCCAAAGGCAGAGCCAGGACUGACGGACAAUGAAGUUGAACAGGAGCAAGAAAGGUACCCCUCUCCAAUUCCUUACGAUGAGUGCAGCAACAAUAGUAGCAAAUACAGCAACGAAGAAAUGAUGGAGCAAAGAAGUCCGAACGUUGAACAACAAGAGCAAAUGCAAGACGAGCCAGAAAACCUUUCCAAUAGAAGUAAUUCGAUUAGUAUUCCUUUGAGCAUUUCCACUGCGGGCCAACGGUUGCCUGGAAAUUUUUCCUUCGGUCAUCCGGCAAGUUCCCCUCCAAGCAGCACGUCUUCUGGAAGUCUUGGAAAUUUUCCUACAACGCCCAUUCCUGAUAUCACGAAAGAUCCGGCGAUAUACACCAACUUGCUGCCUAGGCCUGGAAGUAACGACAACUCCUGGGAGAGUUUGAUAGAAGUAACCAAGACAUCGGAAACGAGCAAACUACAGCAACUGGUGGACAACAUUGAACAUAAACUCUCGGAUCCCAACCAGUGUGUCAUUUGCCAUAGGGUUCUAUCGUGCAAGAGCGCUUUACAGAUGCAUUACCGUACUCACACGGGUGAGAGACCGUUCAAGUGCAAAAUUUGUGGCCGUGCCUUCACCACGAAGGGUAACCUAAAAACGCACAUGGGCGUCCACAGAGCCAAGCCACCGAUGAGGGUCCUGCACCAAUGUCCCGUUUGCCACAAGAAGUUCACAAACGCCCUUGUCCUGCAACAACAUAUCCGCCUGCAUACUGGCGAACCUACUGAUCUCACCCCCGAGCAGAUUCAAGCCGCUGAAAUCAAAGACUUCCCAUCUCCAGGAGGGUUUCCGGCUCUGCCCAAUUCUAUGCACCCAUUCCUCAGCCAAGGCUUUCCUAUUCCAGGCCUAUCACCGCUCGGCCAUUCUGGAAUGCCACUUAACAUGAAAUUCGAGAGAGGGGAUGUCAAGUCUGAACACGAGAGCCUAGAAGAUGACGAAGAAGAAGAUGACGACAUGAGUACGACCGAGAACCAACACCUGCAACCAUUCGCUGCGUCCUCCCCAACGACGGAGGCUCAAAACGUGGCAACAUCGGUAAGCGCGAUGCUUUCCCAGUAUCCGUCAGGUCGCCUAAGUUGUCCAGCAACGGAGGAUAGAACCAGCGUUGCCACGUCUCCAUCGCAACUGCAAAACGGAGAGAAGAGCCCUGAGCAUCAGUCUAACGCAGACGGAAGCCCAGCGGGCUCAGAGGCUAUGUUGAGGGCGUCACCGAACCACACGACCGUCCAGAUUCCACGGCCGCCUUCAUCACAGCAAGCCUCCAGCCCAACGCCCUCCGACACAUCACAAAGCGGAGCUCUCGAUCUCACGCCUCGCAAUUCCUCUCAGCAACAAUCCCAGCCCCAACAAGCCCCGCAAUCGGCUCCCCACAGUCCCCCUAUCCCAGCAGUAUCGGCCACCCCGCCUCUUUUUCCCACCUUCGGACUUUUGCCGCAAGGGGGCGGGCAACCGCCGCCGCCUCCCCUGAUGACAUCCGCCCUAUCGUCGCUGACGUCAUCGGUGCUGACUAGUACGAGCUUUAGUCCGCUCAGGCUGGCUGUCGGACCUGUUGCUGGUCGUGGUAAUACAACAUGCAACCUGUGCUUCAAAACAUUCGCCUGCCAUUCAGCUUUAGAAAUACACUUCAGGAGCCACACCAAAGAGAGACCAUUCAAAUGCACAGUAUGUGACAGGGGAUUCUCGACAAAGGAUGGUUGCGCGUGCGUAGCACAGAGGCGUAUCCAGGAAGAAUUCGAACCGUGGCGGGGGUCUAGAGAUAGAGAAAGAGACAGAAAAUCCCAUUCUUCACUUCACAAGAGCAUUCCCUCCAUUUUUCCACUACCGAUGACACCUGGAUACGCCUCCUCUAGAAAGACGGGCAACAUGAAGCAGCACAUGCUGACGCACAAGAUCCGCGACAUGCCCCAGCACAUGUUCGACAACAAACCCCCCGGCCACCCCGCACCGCCGUCCUUGUGCAGCGACGAUUCUUCCGCCUCCUUGCCGCCCACCAUGUCAUCCGCGCAGCCGUUAGAGGGCGACCAACCGCCCCCGGUGCAGCAACAAGGGCACCAAACGCCGCCCCAACAGCCCGCCCAGGUCAAGACGGAGCCCGACGGGCAGCAAAUCAAGAGGGAGCCCACGGAGACGGAACUGCCGCUGCCCAAACGGCCGCCCAGCCUGCAGUCCAGCAAGCAUCUGUGCCACGUGUGCAACAAGAACUUCAGCAGCAGUUCGGCGCUUCAGAUCCACAUGCGCACGCACACCGGCGACAAACCGUUCAGAUGCACCGUUUGCCAGAAGGCGUUCACAACUAAGGGCAACCUCAAGGUUCACAUGGGCACCCACAUGUGGAGCAACGGGGCCUCGAGGCGAGGGCGACGCAUGUCCCUCGACCUGCCGCCCAUUCCGAUGACCCCCAAGGACUCCGAAUUCCUGCAACGGAGGCCCGACCUCUUCUAUCCAUACCUACCGGCUCCAUUCCUUAACGGCAUGCAACAAAAGCUGACCGAGAUCUCGAUGUCCCACCCGCCAACAACGAACGGCCUAUCACCGUCCUCGAUGGCCGCCAAAUACAGCAGCCUGCUGGGAUUCGGUUACCCCAGCUCCGCCCCGCCGUUAGGCCACGCCCCCGGCGCCGAUAGUGGGCGUUCCCGCGCCGGUUCGCCCGACCGAGCUCCUCCCACCAGCCAACCGAGCAACCAGGAGGGCGGGGACGGACGUCCGCCCAUAUGGGAUCUGCAUUUCGCCGCUGGCAAAACCGAAAGGGGGGAGGAGAUGAUGGCUCCACCGCCUAGAGAGGCGGCGCGUGAAGGAUUGGCGGCGUAAAGAGGGCGAGAUGUAUAGGAAGUAGGAGGUUGGAUAGAAGUUGGGUAAAGAGAGUUGCAGAGAAGAUGAAAUAAAGCAUACGAUGUUGCAUGUUUUGUCACACUUUGGGAGCUCAUCUUCUGCAAGUCUCUUGUAGCUCAAUCGAAGUCAAUAGUAAAAGUCUAUCUAAAUUCAAGGGUGUUUCUACGCUAUCUAAGAAUGCACAAUUUAGUCUAAUGUGUAUUUAUAUCUUAAUAUUGUGGAAUACAUCGUCGAAUAUUUGCAUUUUAAAUAGCACAUAUACCCAGACUGGUUGAAUCAAUACAUUGCAAUCAAAUAUUGUAUGAAUGAUAAUCUUACUGCAAGAAUUAGACUGUACGCUCUCUUUGAUGCACCACAACAUCACUUGAUGACAUUAGUCAUGCAUUUAGUGCUUAUUAUGAGCGGUGAGUCUUUGAAAUUAAAGAUGAAUUCCUGUUAGAUUUGAGGUAAGGUGCUUGGAUUGACCAGUUUGGGUUGCGUUGUAUAUCAAGGAACACCCUGUAUAUGACUCGGAGUUGGGGCAAUGCUUACUGUGAUACAACAGCCGAAAAGCUGUUCUGGACAGACAAGAAACUGUCGUGUAGAAAUAUUUGAUCAGAAAUUGAAUUUAAUGUAUAAACAAGUGUCGGUGGCAAUCCGGAAUGCACUACUAAGGAUGUUACAUUUUUUGAGCUCCAAAUUAAUGCAGUAGACUUAGAACUGAUUAACGUAGUUCCUAUACGCGUAGUCUGACUACAGCUUUGUCAUAAAGUUGUUCAAAUUAAGAAACUAAUUAUAGUAUAAAACUGUUCAUCACUAAAUUUCCUUUGUACAGUUAAUAGGAAGUUUUUAUUUAAAUCUUUCUCACACCUUCUCUGUAUACGCACACACUUAUGUAAUCAAAAUGUAAUGAUAACAUCACACAUUUUUUUGAAAUCUUCAUUCAAUCUGAUAGUUGUAGUUUCGUCCUAAAAACUUUCAUUGCAAUAAACACCAACAAGCACUAUAUUUCUAGUCAUCUUAGUCUACGAGGUCAUCUUUGGUAGAAGCUUGAAAAUACAGAUCGUACGUGAAUACACUGAUCUCUUAGAAGUGGGAAAGGAAUUGCCACCAGACAACAAUUUUGUAUCAUACUAGCUAAGUGUAUAUGUAACUGCUGGGUGGAUAGACAUGCAUUUUACUCAUCGAGUCAGAACGAAUCAUACAUACAGAAUAUCCAAAACGAAAACUGACGUACUAUUUAUUUUUAUGAAAAUAUCAAUCGAUGUCUUUCAAAGAAAUAUCAACAUUAUAGAUCAUAGUUAGAUGGAAGGCUUCGCAAAUGUCCACCCUGUGUAUUUGUUUUGCUGUGUUAAUAUUCACACCUUCAGGAACGUCUAAAAAUUUUGCUUUGGAUGCAGUGGACAUAUAAUGGAAGAUGUUAACUCAAAGUAUACAGAUUAUUGUCCUCGCGCGGCGGUACCGUGGUAAGUGACUAUGAGGCAGCGUGGUGCAACCAGAAAGUAAUUGGAUAUACGUUACCAAUCCUGUUUGUUCCACCAAAUGGGGCAUCAGCUUGAAGAAACGGAGAAACAGUCGCGUGGGUAGGAUUAAAUUUACCUCUAACAGUCGAUCCAGAAAUGUUGUUGGCAGCUGGUGCUGUAGACUGACUGGUUAGGUCCUGUGUUUCAAGUUGUUGCUUACUGAACAUGCAUAUGAUUUUUCGCGGAGUAUUACUUAUAUACUUAUCAAUAGAAUCUCCCGAAAUAGUUACCUAAUAUUAAUUCCAACUGUUAUUGACUAGGUAAGACUGUAAAAAGAUCACUGCGAAUUAUUUCAAACCCCGAAAACUGUUGUAUAUAUUUUUGUGUACUCCCGCAUUUUACAAGCAAAAUCUUGAUCUUCCUGGGGUGAUCACUAUGUCCAAUGGACAUAAAGGCUAUGCCAGUAUCUAGCUUUACAUCACUUUGUAAAUACUAUAGUAGGUAUAAAUAUGGAAAACCCACACUAAGCGUAUAUAUAGAUGUUGUCCAAUUAGUAUCUAUGGUGAACGUUCUAUGUAUAUAUCAUCUUUUAUGUGAAAUGAGACUGUUUUUAUUAUUUUUAAUGAUUUUUCUCGUAUGCUUUUUAUAAUCUGUCCCUUACAGCUUAAUCCAGCCACUAUAGCAACAACCUGAUAAUUUUUUAGGAUCGAUUAGUUUCGUUACAUAGAGUUACAAUUUGUCUACUUGAAGCUUAGAAGUGGGGAGCUGGAGUUGCAAAAAACCCAAUGUAACUGAUUAUUAUUUUGGUAUUGUUAGAAGCACGAUACGAAAGAAAACUAAAAUUUUCGGGAAAGAUUGGUGGAUAUCAAGUAAACUGGAAAAAUUAUAAAACUUUCCACUAUAGUGGCUUGACUAGCAUCUCUAUCCUAGUACAAAAUUUUUAUUUAUGUGUAUAAAUGCGUAAUGUUGACGUGCUCUUCUUUUAUUCAUUACCGCAAAAAAACUAUGCUGGUUUGAAAAAUCAUAUUUAAGAUUUAUAAAGAUAUUGUGUAAAAUGUAAGUAUUCUAAAAUGUCUCCUUUUUUAUUUCUAAAUGAAUGUACAAAUAUUUUUAACUGGUACGUUAUCGAACUAUGUCUGUAUUUAUAAACACUUACAGCCAGUUAAACUCUGUUUAAUAAUUAUAAAAUAUA
Molecule: messenger RNA, 7198 nt
Organism: Acanthoscelides obtectus
Lineage: Eukaryota; Metazoa; Arthropoda; Insecta; Coleoptera; Chrysomelidae
Source: the annotation of a GenBank genome assembly